CGGCCCUGCCCAGAACAGACAGUUCCUCCUCGCCCUCCAAGAUGCCAGCAUCACCCGCUCCCUCCUCCCCGCCCUUCAAUCGCCCCAGCUCCAUCAACCGAGCCGCAAGUUCGCCCAACCGCACCGAAACCCCGAAAUCUCAUCUCGCCCCUCCCCACUAAAUCCCCCCUCGACCCCCGACGAACGUCACGAAACCCCCUGGCACCACCCAACGACCCUGGAAAUCCGAAAGGCAGCGACCUUGAGAGCGUGCACACACUCGCACUCCCACUCGAGCACUGGAACUAAACAGAUCUCUCGCUUCCUGCCGGUCCCUUUCUUCUCCCCCAUCCCGUGCCAAAAAGAAAAGCCAUGGAGGAAGUAGAAAAAGAAGACAUCCCGUGCCUGCAGAAAGCCCUCAUCGACCGCGAAUUCCCUGCCCUCAAAGGCCUGACGUAUCUGGACCACGCCGGGGCGACCCUCUACAGCCGGUCUCAGCUCUCGCUCGUCGUGGAGCAAUUAAACGCCGAGGUGUUCGGGAAUCCGCACAGCAGGAAUCCCAGCUCCAGGCUCGCGACGGAUCACGUCGAUCAAGUCCGUCACAAGGUUCUGGCCCAUUUCCGCACGAGCGCCGAGGAAUACUCCGUCGUCUUCACGUCGGGCGCCACGGGAGCGUGCAAACUGCUCGCCGAGUCGUUCAACUGGGAGAGCGAUGGGACGUUUGCCUACCUGGAAGAGAAUCACACGUCGGUGUUCGGGAUGAGGGAGAUCGCACGGGCGAGGAACGCGCGCUUGGCAGCACUGUCUUACGAGGAGGUUCGUCUGGCAACACUGUCGCACGAUGUGGGAGGCGAGCGGGGAUCCGCCGAUUCGCUGUUCGCCUACCCGGCCCAGUGCAACUUCUCCGGGUUCAAGUACCCGUUGGAUUGGGUGGAGCGGGUGCGAGGGAACGCGCUGGACGUGGCGGUCGGGGGUCGAGGGAGGUGGUACGUCCUCCUGGACGCGGCGGCCCUCGUCGCCACGAGUCCCCUGGACCUCGCAGAGACGAAGCCCGACUUCGUCUGCGUCUCGUUCUACAAGAUGUUCGGGUAUCCCACGGGGAUCGGGGCGCUGCUGGUGCGGCGGGGCGCGGAGGAGGCGCUGUGCAAGGAAUACUUCGGGGGUGGGACCGUCCUCGUGGCUCUUCCAAGGCAGGGAUUCCACGUCCCGAGGCCGGUCCUCCACGACAGGGUGGAGGACGGAACCAUCAAUUUCCAGGGGAUCCUGGCCGUCGCGCACGGCCUGGAGACGCUGGAGAGGCUGGGGGGCGGGAUGGACGAGAUCGGCGGGAGGACGCACGGCCUCGCCCGGUACGCGGUCGAGCGGCUGGGGGCGUUGCGGCACGGGAACGGGAAGCCGGUCGCCGUCGUGUACGGACGGGGGGACUUUGCGAGGCGGGAGACGCAGGGGGGGACGGUCGGAUUCAAUCUCGUGCGGGGUGAUGGGUCCUUUGUCGGCUUUGCGGAGGUGGAGAAGUUUUCCGAGUUGUUCAACAUCCACCUGAGAACUGGAUGCUUCUGUAAUCCAGGUGCUUGUCUUCAUUAUUUGGGACUGAGCGAGGAGGACAUGAAGAAACAUUAUGCGGCCGGUCACGUGUGCGGAGACGACCUCGACCUCGUCGAGGGUCGACCCACGGGGUCGGUUCGCAUCUCCUUCGGUUACAUGUCGACGAAGCGAGACGCCGACUCCUUCCUCCGGAUGAUCGAGGAAUGCUUCUGCGAAUCGGAAUCCCCCGCGCCCAGCAUCCCCCGAGAGAUCUCGUCUCGGUCCGACCCGGGUCGAAUCUCCCUGACCGACGUCUUCGUCUACCCCGUGAAGUCCUGCGGGGGCGUGGCGGCGAGGGACUGGCCCCUGACCGGGACCGGACUCGCCUACGACCGAACUUGGAUGGUCGUCACGUCCGCUGGCGUCCCCUUGACUCAGAAGCGGGAGAUUCGACUGUGCGCCCUGCAGCCGAGGGUGGAUUUCGGGACGAACCGACUCGUCCUCGCGUUUCCAGGUCACCCGGACGCGACAGUCCCCCUCGACCCGAACGCGACCCAGCCGACCGAGAAGAAAGACGCUCGCACGAGCAAAGUCUGUGGAGAUCUCGUGUCGACCCUCGACUGCGGCGAUGAGGCGGCCGAGUGGCUCUCCCGCGUCUUCGGUCGAGACGACCUCCGACUCCACCGACAGAACCCGGUCGCAUCGAGGAAGAAAAACGCACGGGAGGUGUCUCUGGCCAACGACUCCCAGUAUCUGUUGGUGUCCCGGGCGAGCGUGAGGGAUGUUUUGGGCCGCUUGAGGGAAAAGGGAGUCGAUAUCGAGGAGGACCGAUUAGUCGCCCGAUUCAGACCGAACUUAGUCGUCGAUGGAGACGGUGAAACGCUUGCUCCCUUCGCAGAAGAUGCCUGGGAAUCUCUCGGGAUCGGAUCCUCGUCGUUUAAAUGCCAUGGCUUGUGUUCCCGGUGUCAGAUGGUAUGUAUCGACCAAGAAACAGGAGAGAAGACCAAAGAACCCCUUGCGACACUCUCUGGAUUUAGAGGUGCCAAGGCUUCGUUUGGAAUUUAUCUGAGUCGAACAAGCGGAAAACGGUUAUGCGUCGGAGAUUCCGUACUCUCUGGGUCUUUCGGAACACAGUGAUAUCUCCAGUGAACUGAAACUCCAUGUUUUUUAUGUCUCUUUUCAACGAAUAUGAUGAAACAUGCAAUUCUCAAACUAGUUCGGUUUCCUUGUCCAUCGACGGUAGAAACAACAAGAUGUCGCGAGAUACGAAAGAGGGUUUUGUACUUCUUUAUUAUCACAAUUUCCUUGAAGGCAGCAGAGAAUUAAAUCCACCUCUUCAAUGAGUCUUGUCAAUUGGAUCAGUCAAACAGAACACAAAACUAGUAAGAGCAUCACCUGAGAGCAAGAAGAACUAAGGAGAGAUCAAGAUGGAGAAAAAAUAGGAGGCGACAGGGUGCGAAGCGGAGG
Darwinula stevensoni is the source of this 2970-nucleotide messenger RNA. The record is from the annotation of a GenBank genome assembly. NCBI's taxonomy places the organism in Eukaryota, Metazoa, Arthropoda, Ostracoda, Podocopida, Darwinulidae.